UGUUGUUUGUCUGACAGUACUGUAUAGCGACAGGUUGUCAAAGAUUCUCAAUAAAAGCACUACUUAAAUACAUACAAGACACUCUGAAACCCGUUUAUCGUACAACGGAUAUCUGAGGAUAAGGAAAAAGGAUAUGUUUUCUUCCCAAGAGAUGUCGCAAAGUCAGUAAUGCCCAUUUCUCCAAUGAUGUGUAAUUGCAGAUGACUGAGCUAGCCAGCUGAGACGAGGAGAUCAAGACUGCUCUCCUCAUAUCCCUGCCACCUGCAGCCAUGAAUGGUACUCGAAAUAUAUGGGCUAUAACCCCAGAGGAGAGGAACAAACAUGAUCAGAAGUUUGACACCCUCUCCCCAGUGCAGGGUUUUGUAACAGGAGAGAAGGCGCGAAACUUCUUCAUUCAGUCUGGGCUCCCCCAGCCUGUGCUAGCUGCGAUCUGGGCCCUGGCUGAUAUGAAUAAAGAUGGUAAGAUGGACCGUCUGGAGUUUUCUAUAGCCAUGAAGCUGAUCAAGAUGAAACUGCAGGGACAGAGUCUUCCUACAGCUCUGCCCAUCAUCAUGAAGCAGCCACCUGUGCCAGCUCCAACCAUGCCAGCAGCACCUCUCGGUAUGGGAACUAUGCCAAACGUACCCAUAAUGCCCAGUGUGCCCAUUCUGACCCCAAUACCAAUGAAUUCCACUCUGGCCCCAAUGAGCACCAUGCCGGGCCUGACCAUGAUGGGCACAGGUCUGUCAGUGAUGCCCACCAUCAGCACUCCAGCUCUGCCUAAUGGACCUAUUGCCAUCCUACAGCCGACCCCCACCUCUUUCACCUCAACUCUCCCGCUGUCAAGUUCGUUUUCCUCUUCUCCACUGGGCUUCUAUGCCACUCCCAUCAACAAAACGCCAUCCCUGCUGGAUGUGGGCUCGAGCAGUUCAAACUCCUCCCCCACCCUCUCUUUUGCCAGCAACUCUCCUAAGGCCAGCCCCUCUGAUUGGGCCGUGCCACAGGCUUCACGACUCAAAUACAGGCAGCAAUUUAACAGCCUAGACAAACAGAUGAGUGGUUAUCUAACAGGCCUUCAAGUGAGAAAUGCAAUGGCUACAACAUUGCUUACUCAGACCCAGCUAGCUACCAUCUGGAAUCUGGCUGAUGUGGAUAAGGAUGGUAAACUAAGGGCUGAAGAGUUUAUUCUUGCCAUGCAUCUGGUAGACAUGUCUAAAAUGGGACAGCCGCUGCCUCUGGUGCUCCCUUUAGACUUGGUGCCCCCAUCACUAAGGGGGAUGGUUGGUGAUUCUGUGAAUGGAACCACUCCCUCUAUCUAUGCAAGACUGGCUGAUGACCUCUGUGAGGUUGAACCUCCGCAAAAAUCAAGAAACAACUUGACUUUUGAGGAUAGGUUUAAGCAGAAUAUGGAGCUGGGAAAUGCUGAGCUGGAGAAACGUCGACAGGCCCUGCUGGAGCAGCAGCGUAGGGAGGAGGAGAGGAGGGCACAAAAGGCUAGAGAAGAGCAGGAGAGAAGAGAGAGGGAGGCUCGAGAGCUGGAGCUGAAGAGAAAGAGAGAGGAGGAGCAGAGACUAGAACGACAGAGAGAGUUGGAGAGACAGAGAGAUGAGGAGAGACUCAGAGAGUUGGAGAGAAAAGAGGCAGCGAAGAAGGAGCUAGAGCGCCAGCGGCAGCUUGAAUGGGAGAGGAGGAGAAAAGAGGAACUUCAGAACCAGAAGAGUGAUGAACAGGAGGAGAUCAUCAAACUCCGAGCCAAGAAGAGGAGUCUGGAGUUGGAACUGGAUGCUGUGGGGAACAAGCAGAAACAAAUCUCUGACAAGCUUCGAGAUGCUCAAGGCAAAAAGAGAAUCCAUAAAAAUGACCUGGAAAUGAUCAACCAGAAAAGAGACACCUGCAUCACAGAAAACAACUCACUGCAGAAGCAGUUAGAGGAGUUUAAGAGAAAGUUGGAACAGUCAGCCACAGAGCAGGCGAAACUCAAGGAGAGACUCCGCAAUCUGAGUCUGAACAACCUCCCUUCUGCAACAGUAACCACUUUAAAGAGAAAUGUGGAAGAGAAGGAUCUUUCCUGUCGAAAACUUAAAGAACAGCUAAAUGCUUUAGAGUCAGAGACUGCAGCAAAACUAGCAGACAUGGACCAAUAUAAGAAAGAAAUCCAGGAUCUCAGAGAGAGCCAGAGGAUGCAGCAGUCUGCUUUGGAAAAACUGUGCACCAUAAAGGAAGACAAAAUUCGAGAGCUAAAGAAACGCAAGCAGGAGGAAUUGGAAAAGAAGAGGAGGGAAGAAGAAGAGCAAAAGUGCAUCAAACUGGAGAAGGAACGGCAGUGGCAGGAGAAACUGCAGCGAGAUGAAGAAGAGAAACUGAGGAAAAUACAGGAGGAGAGAGAGGCCAAACUUCGUGAGGAGGAGGAGAGAGAGAGACAAGCUCGUUUACAGGCUGCUAAAGAACAGGCGGAGCGAGAGCACAAAGCCCGAGAGGAGGAGGAGAGGAGAUGCAGAGAGGAGGAGGAGCGGAGAAGGCAAGAGGAUGAGAAAAAGAGAGAGCAAGAAAGAAGGAAACAUGAGGAGAAAAGAAGGCAGGAGGAGGAAGAGGAGCGCAGACAACGAGAUGAAGAGAGGAGGAAACUGGAGGAAGAGAGGAGGAAAUUGGAGGAGGAAAGGAGAAAACUGGAGGAGGAGAGAAAGCGACAGGAGAUGAGAUUAGAGGAGGAGAGGAAACACGAGGAGUGGAGAAGAGCAGAGGAGGAGCGGAAGAGAAAAGAGGAGGAGAGACGAGAAGAGGAGAGAAGAAGGGAGCGGGAGGAGGAGGAAAGGAGGCGACAGCGGGCCCAAGAAGCAGCCAAGAGAGAUGCAGAAGAGAGGAAGAGACUCGAAGAGGAGAGAAAAAGAAAGGAGGAGCAGAGGAAAAAGCAGGAAGAGGAGGAAAGGAGGCAUCGGGAGGAGGAGCAAAGGAAACAGGAGGAAAGGAGGCAUCGGGAGGAGGAGCAAAGGCAACAGGAGGAAAGGAGGCAUUGGGAGGAGGAGCAAAGGAAACAGGAUGAGGAGAGGAAGAGGAAACAGCUGGAGGAGGCCACAGCCGUGAGGCUCAAAGAUGAUCAACUGAACAAGAAGAACACUGUUAAAUCAGACAUUGUUGCUGCUCUUCUCCGUGGCCUUGAGGAAAGGAAAGGCAACAGACAGCCACUUGGCACACAGCACAGAAGAUCAGCUGCACUGACUGCGUUUAAAGCCCUCUAUCCCUUCACAGCCAGAAAUGAAGAUGAGCUCUCCUUUGAAGCUGAUGACUUGAUUGAGGUGGAUGAGAGUAUGGAGAGAGAGCAGGGCUGGCUGUACGGCAGUCGGCAAGGGAAGAUGGGCUGGUUACCUGAGAGCUAUGUGGAAAAGCAGGCCAAAUCUGAGGCGGUGCCCACAGCCAAACAAGCCCUAAAGCCACAGGUCUCCAUCUCCACCAGCAAAAUGAGUUACUGCUCUGUGCCAAGUGGAUCACGGCUGAACUCCGCCUUCACCCCCACCCAUGCCACAAGCUCCAACUCUUCCAACCAUAGUCAGGUGGUGGGAAAUGUGCAAGCUCAAGCUUUGUGCUCUUGGACUGCAAAGACAGACAACCAUCUCAACUUCUCCAUAGAUGAUGUCAUCACAGUUGUGGAGCAGCAGGAGAACUGGUGGCUGGGAGAACUCAGUGGGGUUCAGGGGUGGUUCCCCAAAACCUACGUCACAGUGCUGAGCAGCAGUGACAGAAAAGCAUAUUCUGCUGAUGGAUAUGAUGCAACAGAUGGAUCAAACUAUGAAGAGUAUGUGGCACUCUACACUUAUGAGAGCCCAGAGCCUGGAGACCUGACCUUCACUGAGGGAGACACCAUCCUGGUGACGGAGAGAGAGGGGGAGUGGUGGAGAGGGAGCAUAGGAGACCGAUCGGGAGUCUUCCCCUCCAAUUACGUCAAGCCAAAGGAGACUGAUAAUUUAAGUCUCUCUGGUAAACCUGGAACUCCCGGGAAGAAGCCAGAAGUGGCUCAGGUGAGCACUGAGUACACAGCUGCAGGUGCAGAGCAGUUGAAUCUGGCCCCAGGCCAGCUCAUCCUCAUUCUCAACAAGAACCCCUCUGGCUGGUGGCUUGGUGAGCUGCAGGCCAGGGGGAAGAAGCGUCAGAAGGGCUGGUUCCCUGCAUCGCACGUCAAGCUGUUAGGCUCAAACAGCGGCAAAUCCACACCUGCGCCUGCGGCCGUUGGCCAAGUCAUCGCCAUAUACGAUUACACAGCAGCGAACGAGGAUGAGCUGAGCUUCUCCAAGAGUCAAGUUAUCAAUGUGCUGGACAAAAGUAAUCCUGAUUGGUGGAAAGGAGAACUCAAUGGAGUCACGGGAUUAAUACCGACCAACUAUGUGAAAAUGACCACCUCAGAUUUUGACCCCAGUCAACAGUGGUGUGCUGACCUGAGCACUCUGGAUUCAAUGAGCCCUCAGGAGAGAAAACGGCAAGGUUACAUCCAUGAGCUCAUUGAGACAGAGGAGAAAUACAUGGAAGACCUGCAGCUGGUCCUGGAGGUCUUUCACAAGCCCAUGUCUGAGUCAGGUCAUCUCACUGACGCUGAAAUGAAUAUGAUUUUCGUCAACUGGAGGGAACUUAUCCAGUGCAACACCAAGAUACUGAAAGCCCUGAAGGCAAGGAAGAAGUCUGGGGGAGAGAAAAUGCCCGUUCACAUGAUUGGGGACAUCCUGGCUUCUGAGCUCUCACACAUGCAGGCCUACAUCCGCUUCUGCAGCUGCCAGCUGAAUGGUGCCACACUGCUGCAGCAGAGAACCGAUCAGGAGCCAGACUUCAAAACCUUCCUAAAGAAAAUUGCCACAGACUACCGUUGUAAAGGAAUGCCUUUGUCCAGCUUUUUGCUUAAACCUAUGCAAAGGAUCACCCGCUACCCUCUUCAUAUUAAAAAUAUCCUGGAAAGUACUCCAGAGAGUCAUGUGGAUAAUGUUCAGCUGCAAGAGGCUUUGGAGAAGGCAGAGUUGCUGUGCUCUCAGGUGAAUGAGGGAGUCAGGGAGAAGGAGAACUCUGACAGAUUGGAGUGGAUCCAAUCCCAUGUGCAGUGUGAAGGCAUCUCUGAGAAUCUAACCUUCAACUCUCUGACCAACUGCAUGGGUCCUCGUAAAUUGCUGCACAGUGGGAAGCUGUUCAAGACCAAGAGCAAUAAGGAGUUAUACGCUUUUCUGUUUAACGACUUUAUGCUGUUCACCCAAGCUGUCAGGCAGUUCACCUCCUCAGGAACGGACAAGCUCUUCAACACCAAGUCCAAUACUCAAUACAAGAUGUACAAGAUGCCUGUGUUUCUUAAUGAAGUUCUGGUGAAGCUUCCGUCUGAUCCAUCCAGUGAUGAGCCUGUCUUCCACAUUUCCCACAUAGAUCGUGUCUACACCCUAAAAACCGAGAAUAUUAAUGAGAGGACUGCAUGGAUUCACAAGAUCAAAGCAGCAUCAGAAGAAUUCUUAGAGACGGAGAAGAAGAAGCGGGACAGGGCCUAUCUAUCUCGCUCAAUGAAGGCAAGUGGAAUUGGUCGCCUGCUUGUCACCAUCUUGGAGGCAACAGAGCUGAAGUCCUCCAAACCAAAUGGGAAGAGUAAUCCAUACUGUGAAGUGACCAUGGGCUCUCAGUGCUACACCUCCCGAACCAUCAAUGACACAGUCAACCCCAAAUGGAACUUUAAUUGUCAGUUUCACAUUAAGGACUUGUAUCAAGAUGUCCUCUGCAUCACCAUUUGUGAGCGGGAGCAAUUUUCACCAGACGAGUUCUUAGGUCGCACUGAAGUUCCUGUGGCCACCAUUAAGAAAGAGCUUGAGAAUAAAGGUCCGUCCACCAGGAGGCUGCUGCUUCAUGAAGUCCCCACCGGGGAGGUUUGGGUUCGGCUUGACCUGCAGCUGUUUGACCACAAAGGCCACAAAUGAGAAGAGAUUCCCUUAAAACUGCACCAAGCACAUGGACUCACUACUAACCCUCAAGUUCUUCCCCUCUUGCUCUUGCCUUAAAAUGCUCUCAGUUACUGUGGAACAUACUAUUGAAUGUGUGACCAUUGGGAAGACGAGUUAGCAUUCACAUCUUUGCCAAGUUUUGCUUUAACACGUGACAUUGGGAGGAAAAGGGAGAAUUUUGGAACAUUUGUGGUUUUCUUGCCUAAAUAAUUUACCACUGGAUAUAGAGAAUAUCUCAGGGCUUUUAUUUUCCUUUUCUUUCAACUAUAAUGUCUUUAUUGCUGUACUGAAAUCUAUAUUUGUUAAAGGGAUAGUUUUUCCAAAAAUGAACAUUUUGUCAUUUGCUCACCCUCAUGUUGGUCCAAACUAUUAUCACUUCUUUCUGUGGGAAUGUUUGACAGAAUGACAGGCUCAGUCACCAUUCACUUGGAAACAAGAUGCAAUGAACAUAAAUAGUGACUGAGACCAACAUACUGCCUAAUCUCUCCUUUUGUGUUUGUCAGAAGAGAGAAAGUCAAACGGGUUUAGAACAGAAUGAGUUGCGAGUAAAUGAUUACAGAACUGUCAAUUUUGUGUGAAGUAUCCCUUUAAUCAUAACUUGCCUAGAUUUGAAGUUAAUAAACUCUUUUGCACUUGAACAUCUUUACCAGGAAUACUAAAAGUUUUUUAAAUAGAACUAUCCUGUCUGCCUUACAUGCCAAUUCUUUUAUUAAAUUCAACAUCGCAGAAUUAAUUUGCACCAGCCAGUUUCUUCUCUUAAAAUCUUUAAAGCUCAUCUGUGUAACACAAAGGCUAUUUUUUCUAGUUUUAUUUACAAAGGUACAAAUGAGGUGAUUAACCAGGGAUGAUUUGUUAAAGGUCUAAAUUACUGAUUAUUUUGUGUGCUUGACUGAAUUUUAUUUGUUAAUUUAUGCGUCUUGGACUAUCUGCAUAUUUUACGCUGCCCAGUAUAUCUGGACUGCCAUAAUAAAGCAUUCAGAUAAGGCCUUAAUAUUGUAUAUUUUUGCAGAGCUGGUGAAGAAUGGACGUUUACUCAAGUGACUGAGUUACUGAGUUUGUUUUUAGGUUUCAUUUGUUUUAGUUUGAAUUAUGAAUGUAAUAAAGUUUGAAUGUUCUACAAAUAUUUGUUCCCACCAUUUUCCCUUUACU
Molecule: messenger RNA, 7082 nt
Organism: Myxocyprinus asiaticus (Chinese sucker)
Lineage: Eukaryota; Metazoa; Chordata; Actinopteri; Cypriniformes; Catostomidae
Gene: itsn2b
Product: intersectin 2b
Exons: 39
Coding region: 270-5909 (1879 amino acids)
Biological process (GO): intracellular signal transduction; positive regulation of Rho protein signal transduction
Molecular function (GO): calcium ion binding; guanyl-nucleotide exchange factor activity; protein binding
Source: RefSeq, a predicted model, not a curated record